GCAAAAUAGCAGAGCGAGCAGGCAGGCAGGCAGGCAGGCUGGAAACGCGGGGUUUUCCCGUUUCUCCAGGCUUGGAACCGUCUCUCCAUGUCCAUGGCCAUGGCCAUGCUUCUUCCCGAGUUCCUCUCUUUCUCUAACAUCCGCCCUCCUUUUUUUAGCAACCCCUCUGCUAAUUCUAGCAACCACCCCUCGCCCCCCCGCUCACGCUCUCAACUCCUUCCUCCAGACCGACCAGGCACCGUCAUCGCUCCUGGGGAGUCUCAGAUGGCUCGCAUUCUCUCAUGCCUUCUUCUUCUUCUUCUUCUUCUUCUUCUUCUCUGUCCGACGAUCCUCCUCGCCAAGACCGACCAGCCCGAUGUGUCUGCUCUCAACGUGAUGUUCAACAGCAUGAACUCCCCAUCCCAGCUAUCUGGCUGGCAAUCCAUCGGAGGCGACCCCUGCGGCCACUCUUGGCAAGGCAUCGAGUGCUCUGGCUCUUCCGUCACCGAAAUCAACCUAUCAGGCCUGGGAUUGAGUGGUUCCAUGGGUUAUCAGCUCUCGAGCCUGACAUCUGUGACUUACUUUGAUAUGAGCAAGAACAACAUUCAGGGUGACAUACCAUACCAACUCCCGCCAAAUCUCAAUUAUUUAAACCUUGCGGGGAAUUCAUUUACUGGUGGUGUUCCUUAUUCAAUUUCUCAGAUGACCGACCUUGAAUAUCUAAAUCUAGCUCAAAAUCAGCUGAGCGGACAAUUGAGUGAUAUGUUUGAAAAGCUUCAAAAACUCUCUGAACUGGAUCUGUCAGUCAACCGCAUGUCAGGUGACCUGCCUCAGAGUUUUGGGUCUCUAUCAAGUCUCAAAAUUUUGAACUUAGAAAACAAUCAGUUUACUGGUUCGAUUAAUGUUCUCGCUAAACUAUCCCUUGAGCAUUUGAAUGUUCAAAAUAACCAGUUCUCUGGCUGGAUCCCUAACAAAUUAAGCCAAGUAAAAGAAAUCAAAACCGGUGGGAAUCCUUGGUCAUCCGGAAAUGCACCUCCAGGGAAUACAGCUGAAGAAAAUGUAAGGGAGAACAGUUCUGGUCAAAGCAGAGGAGUCAUUGCAGGAAUAGUUAUAGCUUUGUUGGUUAUUGCCAUGGUUGUUUUGGUUCUUGUUAAGCGAAGAAUUUCAUCUUCAUCUCAUUAUGUAGAUGGAAAAUCCCAAUAUGUUGAUGAUGAGCUUAGCCAGAACAGAUCAUUCACACCUCUAGUUUCUCAUGAUCUGAAAGGUUGUUCCUUUAUUCUUUUCCAUAAUAAAUUUUUCACCUUUUGUUUUUCAGGAGAGCCUAAUGUAUUGGAAUCCACUUCAAUUGACCUUAAAUCUUUACCAUCUUCCAUUGGUCUAAAACCUCUACCUCCUGAUAGUAUCAAAACAUAUAAUGAAAACGAAUUUGCGAAUGGAAUUAAUGCCAGACAAAGUGUGGAGCCACUUCUUGUCAGAAAGUAUUCAUUUUCAGACCUACAAGCUGCUACUGGAAGUUUUAAUUUUAACCGCCUUUUGGGGGAGGGCUCCAUUGGGCGUGUUUAUAAGGCAAAAUAUGCAGAUGGGAAGAUUUUGGCUGUGAAGAAAAUAGACACAGCAGAUUUUUCUGGAAGCAUAUUAAAAGAUUUCAUGGAAGUAGUGUCUGACAUCUCUCGGCUGCACCAUUCAAACAUAGCUGAACUUGUUGGUUACUGUAUGGAGCCGGGACAACGUUUAUUGGUCUAUGAAUUUCAAAGGAAUGGGUCUCUUUAUGAGUUUCUACAUUUAUCUGAUGAAUACAGCAGGCCACUGACCUGGGACACACGAGUUAGAAUUGCUCUUGGAACAGCUCGUGCGAUAGAGUAUCUUCAUGAAAUAUGCUCACCAUGUUUGAUUCACAAGAACAUCAAGUCAGCCAACAUUUUGCUCGAUAUGGAGCUUAACCCCCAUCUAUCUGAUUGUGGUCUUACUGCCCUUUACCAGGAUACAAGUGAGAAUCUUGGGCCAGGCUAUAACCCCCCUGAAUGCACCAAACCUGCUGCCUAUACAUUGAAGAGUGAUGUCUACAGUUUUGGGGUGGUGAUGCUGGAAUUACUAACCGGUCGGAAGCCUUAUGACAGCUCCAAGCCAAGACCUGAUCAAAUUUUAGUUCGAUGGGCUGCAUCACAACUCCAUGACAUUAAUGCAUUGGCCCAGAUGGUGGACCCCGGCCUUCGAGGUCUGUACCCUCCCAAGUCUUUGCAUCGGCUUGCAGAUGUUAUAGCCCUCUGUGUCCGGCCAGAGCCUGAAUUUCGCCCUCUCAUGUCUGAAGUGGUGCAAGCCCUUGCUCUGUGCAUUCAGCGAACGGGAAUGGGUGGUGGUAAAGUUGGUAGAACUCUGAGCAGUGCCUCUCGACGGAGUGACUGGAGUGAUGAUUUUGAUUAUCGCUACUAUUAAGAAAAUCAUGUUUACUGAAAUUCAUCACGGCACUAAUGAUCAGUUCCUUUGUGUGCCUGUUGAUCGUCACUGCUAAAUUUUUAACAGAUUCGAUUCCGUCCUUGUGAGGGGCCACAGACAAUUAAAUUGUUUUCAAUCAUUUUCUGGGGAGCCAAUGUGUCUGGAUCAACAGAGACAGUCUGGGUCACAGUCAACGAUACGUAAAAGAUCAUGCGUUGUGGGAAGGCAUCACCGCUCAUUUAUCUAUAAACUUCUUGAAAUUAUUGGAUAAUAUUGAGAUGAGCAGAUCUCGGGCAAACUGCAAAGAAUGGGAUAUUAACUGCUGCUUGCUUGUAUUCAACUUCUGUCAAAGGGUUCUAUGAAUAUAAAAACAGAUGUUUCAGAAAGUGCAAAGGUUCUGAUUUCAUAUAUUUGAUUUGCAGGUCAAGAAUGUGGUCUUUUUACUGCCGUUUAAUGCAAUCCUGUUUUUUUUACAUCACUGAGAGGUACGGUACAUUCUGUGUGGAAUGGUAAUGACCGGCUGCUUAAGUAAUUGUUAUAUUUCGGCCCACCAACUUAUCUGUGACAAUCUUGGAUGUUUUGUUUUGUGGCAUCAACUUA
Molecule: messenger RNA, 3012 nt
Organism: Dioscorea cayenensis subsp. rotundata (Guinea yam)
Lineage: Eukaryota; Viridiplantae; Streptophyta; Magnoliopsida; Dioscoreales; Dioscoreaceae
Product: protein STRUBBELIG-RECEPTOR FAMILY 5-like
Exons: 16
Coding region: 88-2412 (774 amino acids)
Biological process (GO): protein phosphorylation
Molecular function (GO): protein binding; ATP binding; protein kinase activity
Source: RefSeq, a predicted model, not a curated record